Messenger RNA from Microtus oregoni (creeping vole), 1587 nucleotides. It is a transcript of the gene Sctr, whose product is annotated as secretin receptor. Bases 30 to 1439 code for a protein of 469 amino acids. NCBI's taxonomy places the organism in Eukaryota, Metazoa, Chordata, Mammalia, Rodentia, Cricetidae. Gene Ontology annotation, molecular function: secretin receptor activity; peptide hormone binding; G protein-coupled peptide receptor activity. Gene Ontology annotation, biological process: cell surface receptor signaling pathway; adenylate cyclase-modulating G protein-coupled receptor signaling pathway; brain development. Gene Ontology annotation, cellular component: plasma membrane. The record is from RefSeq and is a predicted model, not a curated record. The transcript has 14 exons.
AGCAAAGGAGGAAAAAUAAUCGGGGGAGCAUGUCAAGAACUAUGAGGUCCCGGCUGUCAUCGUGGGGACCACGGUCACUGAUUCUGCUGCUGCUGCUAGCCAGAGCAGCUUACACUGUCGGAGCUCUGCCCCGGUUGUGUGACGUGCUGCGCGUCCUGCAAGAGGAACGGGCCCAGUGUGUGCAGGAACUCUCCAAAGAGAAGCCAGGAGAUUUGGGCCUGGAGACAGUGUCAGCCAGCGCUUUCUCGCCAUCUGCUUCUGCACACGCAGUUUAUCAAGGCUGCGAAGGGCUGUGGGACAACAUGAGCUGCUGGCCCUCCUCAGCACCAGCGCAGACGGUGGAAGUGCAAUGUCCGAAGUUCCUCCAGAUGCUCACGGGCAGAAAUGGGUCCCUCUUCAGGAACUGCACCCAGGACGGCUGGUCAGAAACUUUCCCCAGGCCUGACCUGGCCUGCGGCGUCAACAUGAAUGACUCCUCUAACGAGAAGCGGCAUGCGUACCUGCUGAAGCUCAAGGUCAUGUACACGGUAGGCUACAGCUCCUCCUUGGCCAUGCUCUUGGUCGCCCUCAGCAUCCUAUGCACUUUCCGGAGGCUGCACUGCACCCGCAACUACAUCCACAUGCACCUGUUUGUGUCCUUCAUCCUGCGAGCCCUGUCCAACUUCAUCAAGGAUGCAGUACUCUUCCCCUCGGAUGACGUCACCUACUGUGAUGCCCGUAGGGUGGGUUGUAAGCUGGUCAUGAUCUUCUUCCAAUACUGCAUCAUGGCCAACUAUGCGUGGCUGCUGGUGGAAGGCCUCUACCUUCACACGCUCCUCGCCAUCUCCUUCUUCUCAGAGAGGAAGUGUCUGCAGGCCUUUGUGCUCCUCGGAUGGGGUUCUCCAGCCAUUUUUGUUGCUUCAUGGGCUAUCAGCCGGCACUUUCUGGAAGACAUCGGAUGCUGGGACAUCAACUCCAACCCUUCCAUCUGGUGGCUCAUUCGAGGGCCUGUGAUUCUGUCCAUUCUGAUCAAUUUCAUCUUUUUCAUAAACAUUCUAAGAAUCCUGAUGAGAAAACUUAGAACCCAAGAAACAAGAGGAAAUGAAAUGAACCAGUAUAAGCGCCUGGCCAAGUCCACCCUCCUGCUGAUCCCCCUCUUCGGCAUUCACUACAUCAUCUUCGCCUUCUCUCCAGAGGACGCCAUGGAAGUCCAGCUCUUCUUUGAAUUGGCCCUAGGCUCCUUCCAGGGGCUGGUGGUCGCCAUCCUCUACUGCUUCCUCAAUGGAGAGGUGCAGCUAGAAGUUCAGAAAAAAUGGCGCCAGUGGCACCUCCAAGAGUUCCCGCUACGCCCUGUGGCCCUCAGCAACUCCUUCAGCAAUGCCACCAGCAGUACCACCCACGGCACUAAGGCCAGCACCUCGGAGCAGAGCCGGAGCACCCCCAGGGCCAGCAUCAUCUGAGGCUGCGGCAGGACUGGCAGUGGACACAGAGCUGGACACUCAAUAGGAUGGUUCUCUUCUAACAGCUCUUCUGUGUUUGAGUGGCUGAGAGGCCUUCCUCCAGGUCUGAGCUUCCUUAGAACUGAGACUGGGUCACCAUGGAGCAAGA